This is a messenger RNA of Phodopus roborovskii (desert hamster), 2099 nucleotides long. RefSeq names its product POU class 2 homeobox 3 (gene Pou2f3). The record is from RefSeq and is a predicted model, not a curated record. The transcript has 13 exons. Bases 160 to 1443 code for a protein of 427 amino acids. Lineage: Eukaryota; Metazoa; Chordata; Mammalia; Rodentia; Cricetidae. Gene Ontology annotation, cellular component: nucleus. Gene Ontology annotation, biological process: regulation of transcription by RNA polymerase II. Gene Ontology annotation, molecular function: RNA polymerase II cis-regulatory region sequence-specific DNA binding; DNA-binding transcription factor activity, RNA polymerase II-specific.
GCAGCAGAGCACGCGACUGAGGUAGCAGCGGCUCCCGCAGUGGCGGCAGCUGAGGCGGUAGAGGGCGGGAGAAAGGAGACCCUGGCUUCCUCGGGGACCAGGCUGGGGCAGCCGCGAGGGACCUGGGGGGGCGCUGGCUUUGGCCCCGCCUGGGGCAGGAUGGUGAAUCUGGAGCCCAUGCACACAGAGAUUAAGAUGAGUGGGGAUAUCGCAGAUUCAACGGAUGCCCGCAGCACUUUCAGCCAGGUGGAGUCAGGAAAUGAUCGAAAUGGCUUAGAUUUCAACAGACAGAUUAAGACAGAGGAUCUGGGUGACUCUCUACAGCAGACCCUUUCCCACAGGCCAUGCCACCUGAGCCAAGGGCCUACCAUGAUGCCUGGAAACCAAAUGUCUGGGGACAUGGCUUCUCUCCAUCCACUCCAACAGCUUGUGCUGGUCCCUGGCCACUUACAGUCGGUAUCCCAGUUUCUGCUUUCCCAGACCCCACCUGGGCAGCAAGGUCUGCAGCCGAAUCUUCUCUCCUUUCCACAGCAGCAAGGCACACUACUCCUCCCACAGACAGGGCCUGGCCUGGCCUCCCAGGCAGUUGGGCGCCCUGGGCUGUCCGGAUCCUCUUUAGAUCCCCAUCUGGAAGCACCUCAACAUCUGCCAGUGCCCAAACACCUACCGGGAGGGACCGAUGAGCCCAGCGACCUAGAGGAGUUGGAGAAGUUUGCCAAGACCUUCAAGCAGAGGCGCAUUAAGCUGGGCUUCACACAGGGAGAUGUGGGAUUGGCAAUGGGGAAGCUGUACGGCAAUGACUUUAGCCAGACCACCAUCUCACGAUUUGAGGCCCUGAAUCUGAGCUUCAAGAACAUGUGUAAACUCAAGCCACUGCUGGAGAAGUGGCUGAAUGAUGCAGAAUCUUCCCCAUCAGACCCUUCAGCAAACACUCCCAGCCCCUACCCCACCCUCAAUGAAGUAUUUGGCAGGAAGAGGAAGAAAAGGACCAGCAUCGAGACCAACAUCCGCCUGACACUGGAGAAGCGAUUUCAAGAUAACCCUAAACCCAGCUCAGAAGAGAUCUCCAUGAUCGCAGAACAGUUGUCCAUGGAAAAAGAGGUGGUAAGGGUCUGGUUCUGCAAUAGACGGCAAAAGGAGAAGCGAAUCAACUGCCCUGUAGCCACACCCAUCAAGCCACCCAUCUAUAACUCCAGGCUGGUCUCUCCCUCAGGGUCUCUGGGAGCCCUCUCCGUCCCUCCUGUCCAUAGCACCAUGCCUGGAACAGUAACGUCAUCCUGUUCCCCUGGGAACAACAGCAGGCCUUCGUCUCCUGGCUCAGGACUCCAUGCCAGCAGUCCUACAACAUCUCAAAAUAACUCCAAAGCAGCAAUGAACUCCUCCUCCGGCUUUAACUCCUCAGGACCAUGGUACCGUUGGAACCAUCCCACCUACCUCCACUGAGGCCAAAAACUUCCUUCCAUUCCACCUGGCCCUUUGUUCCCACCAGGACAAAGGGGGGUCAUGCCUUCCAUGAAUGGACAGACUACUUGGGGACAGGUGGGAGAAAUGGCCACCGCUGAAGAGCAAACCCACAUUCUUGCCUUCUUGGGGAUCCAGAGACUCCAGAGAACCAAACUGUGACUGAAGGCCAUAAUGAUGCCUUGCUAAAGGCCACAUGGAUGCCUUAGGCUCUUGAUAAUCCUGCUGGGAGGUUACCAUGCUUGCCUGCCUUGCCUAUAGCCACUUCCCAGCUCUAAAGUUUUCCAUGGCUUCACUGUGGCUUCAUCUCUUGGAAGAAGAGCAUUGUGCCAUUGUUAUUCCUCAGCUGGCCUGUGGGCUUCUGGGGAGAGCUGUUUGCUUGGUGUGCCAAACUGCAAGAAUGGUAGAUCAUGGUUUGGAUUCUGCCCUCAGCCACAAUUCCAAACAGAUCCCAAAUUCUGUGGAAACACUGAAAUCUCAUGUCUCCCCCAAAGCCUUAUUUUGUUUAAUUAGCACGGUUUUCAUUUUUGCCUCACUUCCUUUUCUGUAAUCAAAUCCUUCCAUUCUUGUGCCCUACAAAGUCCCUCAGCCGGGCAUUGGUGGCGCACAUUGGUGGCAUCAGGAGGCAGGGGCAGAUG